Aspergillus clavatus NRRL 1 is the source of this 1314-nucleotide messenger RNA. Its product is annotated as glycosyltransferase family 2 protein. The record is from RefSeq and is a predicted model, not a curated record. Bases 1 to 1314 code for a protein of 437 amino acids. The transcript is spliced from 4 exons. NCBI's taxonomy places the organism in Eukaryota, Fungi, Ascomycota, Eurotiomycetes, Eurotiales, Aspergillaceae.
AUGGCUUUCCCAUUCAUGCGAGCAUUUGUCGCCCUCUUCUUCUAUCGCUACCUUCGUCUGGUUGUCAAUCUCUUCUCUUUCUGGACAUUCAAGCCCAUUCCGCCCCCGGAAAACCCGAAAUUGACAGCGCAAGAUGUGACGGUGAUUCUACCAACUCUAGAAGGCUGCGGAGACGAAUUGGUUGAAACUAUCAGAACGAUCCUCGACAAUCACCCUUAUGAGCUUCUUUUGGUGACCAUUGAAGCAAACCGGAAGAAGGCUGAAGAUAUGCUGAAGCUAAUGCCAGCUUCGAAGUCGAGAAUCCGUCUUUUCACGGUGACUCAUCCAAAUAAACGUCGCCAAAUGACAAGAGCCAUUCCUGAGGUUCGCACAGCUAUCACCGUCUUUGCUGAUGAUGAUGUGAGCUGGCCACGCACAGUGCUGCCCUGGAUCCUUGCACCUUUCGAGAAAGAUGAUCGAUACGGGGGAGUAGUUACCUGUCAGCGAUUGCGUCGCGCUGUUGCACCGACUUUUUCCCGGCGCAUCUGGGGCUUUCUGGGAGCUCUUUACCUGGAGCGUAGAAACUUCGACUGCGCAGCUACCACGCACGUGGACGGUGGAUUACCUUGUAUGUCGGGUAGGACAGUGGCAUAUAAAACCCACAUUCUCCAAGAUGAAGGUUUCACAUAUGCCUUUACAAACGAAGAGUGGUGGUUUAGAAGAUACCAGUUGAAUGCAGAUGAUGAUAACUUUAUCACGCGUUGGAUGGUAUCGCACGGCUGGGAGACCUACAUGCAGUACCAUCCUGAAGCUGAAGUCUUGACGACUUUGGAAGACAAUCCCAAAUUCCUGAAGCAAUGCGCGCGGUGGUCCAGAAGCAACUGGAGAAGCAAUCUCACUAGUAUGUUUCAUGAGAAGCACAUCUGGUACCGUCAGCCAUGGAGUGCAUACGCAGUCCACCUGACAACUCUGUCUCCCCCAGCACUUUUGGGUGACUUGUUGCUUCUGUUCCUCUGCCACAAAGCCACUGUUACAUGGGAAGGGAAUUCGCAUGCUCUGGCUAUGCAAGCCCUUGGUUUGUGGAUGCUCAUUAGCAAAUUUAUCAAACUCAUAGGACAUUACGUCCGAUAUCCAGUGGAUAUGUUGCUUUUUCCUGUUUCCAUCCUUUUUGGUUAUUUCCACGGUGGAAUCAAAAUGUACGCGGUGCUAACUCUGAAUGUGACCACAUGGGGCAGUAGAGAUGGUGCCGAUGAUUAUGACGCAGAGCGCAUGAAGCGGCGAACAGAUAUUGAUCACAUGAAGCGACCCUAUUACCCAAAUUUCAUAACUCAAUGA